Messenger RNA from Rotaria sp. Silwood2, 669 nucleotides. The record is from the annotation of a GenBank genome assembly. NCBI's taxonomy places the organism in Eukaryota, Metazoa, Rotifera, Eurotatoria, Philodinida, Philodinidae.
AUGAAACAAUUUGUUUGUUUUAGUUUACAUCGUGAUUUAAAGCCAAGUAAUUUAUUACUAAAUCGAUCAUGUGAUUUGAAAAUUUGCGAUUUUGGUCUUGCUCGUACAGUAGAUGAUAAAGCAAGAGAUGACGGUUUAUUAACAGAGUAUGUAGCAACACGAUGGUAUCGUGCACCAGAAAUAAUGGUCAGUCAACGUUGUUAUCAUAAAUCGAUUGAUCUAUGGUCAUGUGGAUGUAUUCUUGGUGAAAUGCUCCUUGGUAAACCAUUAUUUCCUGGUCGUCAUUAUGUUGAUCAAUUAAAUCAUAUUUUUUCAAUAAUUGGUUCACCAACAAAAGAUGAUUUAACAUCAAUUCGUGAUCCAAGAGCUUGUUCUUAUAUAAGUCGAAUGCCAUUUAAAGCAAAACGUAUUUUCAGUGAUUUAUUUCCUCGAGGAAGUUCACUUGCUUUUGAUCUACUUGAUAAAUUAUUAACAUUUAAUCCAUCAUUAAGAUAUACAGCUGAACAAGCAUUAAGUCAUCUAUAUUUAACUCAAUAUUCAGAUCCAGAAGAUGAACCAAUAUGUUCAAUACCAUUUUCAUUGAGUGAUGAUAUGACUUGUGUUUGUACAAUAGAUGAUUAUCGUCAAUUUAUCUUUGAUGAAAUUCAAACAUUUUCACCAAACAAUUGA